UCUCGGUUUUGGAUCAUCAUCAAGCACAAUUGCAAUCAUCAAAAGCAUACAAGGCCAUCACUGCCUACAAUCACCACCAAAACAAUUACAACACCCACAAUCAUCCCAAUGCUUCCUGUUGCCAACGCCACUGCUCCGGUCGGUACCAAGGUCCUGCCCGUCGUUCUGGCCCUCGGAGGCGCCACAGUAGCUGGCGGCCUCGCCCGAUCCCAGCAGCGAUUAAACCAAUUCAACCAGGCACAAAACAAGACACUCGCCGCACCCGAUGCCAAGUUUGUCAAUGUGGUUCUCGAGUCAAUUUUUGCAUAG
Molecule: messenger RNA, 309 nt
Organism: Fusarium keratoplasticum
Lineage: Eukaryota; Fungi; Ascomycota; Sordariomycetes; Hypocreales; Nectriaceae
Exons: 2
Coding region: 109-309 (66 amino acids)
Source: RefSeq, a predicted model, not a curated record